AGCCCCGCGCCGCGCCCGAGCCCGCCUGCGCGCCCCGCCGGGCCCGGCCGCGCGAUGCCCUCGGACCGGCCUUUCAAGCAGCGGCGGAGCUUCGCCGACCGCUGCAAGGAGGUGCAGCAGAUCCGCGACCAGCACCCCAGCAAGAUCCCGGUGAUCAUCGAGCGCUACAAGGGGGAGAAGCAGCUGCCCGUGCUGGACAAGACCAAGUUCCUGGUCCCGGACCACGUCAACAUGAGCGAGCUGGUCAAGAUCAUCCGGCGCCGCCUGCAGCUCAACCCCACGCAGGCCUUCUUCCUGCUGGUCAACCAGCACAGCAUGGUGAGCGUGUCCACGCCCAUCGCCGACAUCUAUGAGCAGGAGAAGGACGACGACGGCUUCCUCUACAUGGUCUAUGCCUCCCAGGAGACCUUCGGGUUCUGAGCCAGAGGCCCCUGCCUGUCUGCCCACCUGCCCUCCCCCACCUGAGGCGCUGCCCCUGCCUGGACCCCUAAUCCUUUUUCCCCAGAACUGGCCCUGGCUCUCCUGUCCUGACAUGCUGUAUGGAUCUGGGCCUCUGGCCCUCUGCAGAAUAAAGACCACUCAGGCCUGCCUGGC
This is a messenger RNA of Suncus etruscus (white-toothed pygmy shrew), 594 nucleotides long. RefSeq names its product microtubule associated protein 1 light chain 3 alpha (gene MAP1LC3A). The transcript is spliced from 4 exons. Bases 55 to 420 code for a protein of 121 amino acids. Gene Ontology annotation, cellular component: autophagosome; autophagosome membrane; cytosol. Gene Ontology annotation, biological process: autophagosome assembly; cellular response to nitrogen starvation; macroautophagy. Lineage: Eukaryota; Metazoa; Chordata; Mammalia; Eulipotyphla; Soricidae. Gene Ontology annotation, molecular function: ubiquitin protein ligase binding. The record is from RefSeq and is a predicted model, not a curated record.